Messenger RNA from Drosophila ficusphila, 1206 nucleotides. RefSeq names its product sodium/potassium-transporting ATPase subunit beta-2. The record is from RefSeq and is a predicted model, not a curated record. The coding region runs from base 67 to 1104 and encodes 345 amino acids. The transcript has a single exon. Gene Ontology annotation, molecular function: ATPase activator activity. Lineage: Eukaryota; Metazoa; Arthropoda; Insecta; Diptera; Drosophilidae. Gene Ontology annotation, biological process: intracellular potassium ion homeostasis; sodium ion export across plasma membrane; intracellular sodium ion homeostasis. Gene Ontology annotation, cellular component: sodium:potassium-exchanging ATPase complex.
UGCUUUUGAUUUCACAGUGAAUGGAUAUCACAUAUCAAGAUAUUUGUUUACAAAUAUAAUCACAAAAUGCCCGAGGAUGUGAUGGUCCCCGCGGGGGACUACAAGCUGGUCAAGCAGUUCCGCAGGGAGAACGAGAAGCGUCGCAAGAAGGACCUGCCGUGGUCGAAGCGGGUGUUUGAUAUAGACGAGCACAAGCUGUUCGGUCGCACAGCUUGGGCCUGGUUUCGGAUCACGUUACUCUAUCUGUUCCUGUACCUCCUAGUUCUCCUUAUAGUGCUUUUUUGGAUUGGAAUCUUUUGGGUGGCGAUCAUAGAUCCACAUGAGCCGCGCUGGCUAAAGGGUCCUCCGGGAUUGUCGGUGGUUCCGGCCAACAGGAGCACACUCACCUGGUACACCCACCUGAUGAACGAAAUCUACCCGAUUGCGGAUAAAAUCGACGAUUUCUUGAACUCGCUGAACGACAAUGGAAUCGACUUCUUCGGCGAUGCAAACCAGGAUACGAUGUGGGGCUACGAAUCGCGAAAGCCGACCGUUUUUAUCAAGCUGAAUAAGGUGAUUGGCUUUCAGCCGGAGACGUAUGACACUCCCGACGACCUGCCCAAGGAGGCCCCUGCGGGACUUGACGACACCGUGCGCAAGUACGGCGGCUCCCCGAAAAUCUGGAUGACCUGCGAGGUCACCGAGGGACCCAAGCCCGAACUAGUCUUUCUGCCGGGACCAUUUUACGAAGCAUCUGAGAAAAUGACAGGCGUGCAGCGCGUUGUGGCCGUCCAGUUAAACAAAAUGCCAAAGAACAAGGAGGUUAUAAUCGGUUGCAAAGUCUGGGCACGAAACAUUCCCAUCGAUGAGAAGUUCCCUGGCAAGGGCCAUGUUAGGAUCUCGAUGAACAUGCGCGUGGAGACGGUCAAAAAGCCGAGUGCAGAGGACGUCAAGGGCUCAUCAACCACCCCAAAUUCUAUAACAGCUCUCAUAGAACCCGAAGAGCCGAAUCGGGAUCGCUAUGUAGCUUUGGAUAUGCCAGCACCGCCAAGAAGGGAACCGUCCAGGAACGAUAAGCCCGGGAAUAAAUUUAAUAAAGAGCCACUGACGGAGCCCCCCAGCUAAAUAUUAAUUUUCGAUUUCAAAUUUCUAUGCUAUUUAUUUAUGUUUUCAAAUUCGGCGGUUUAAAUCCGAACAUAAAUUCCACUUAUGAGUGUACCAAAAUUA